Messenger RNA from Harpegnathos saltator (Jerdon's jumping ant), 2626 nucleotides. RefSeq names its product coiled-coil domain-containing protein 115. The transcript has 2 exons. The coding region runs from base 271 to 777 and encodes 168 amino acids. The record is from RefSeq and is a predicted model, not a curated record. Gene Ontology annotation, biological process: vacuolar proton-transporting V-type ATPase complex assembly. NCBI's taxonomy places the organism in Eukaryota, Metazoa, Arthropoda, Insecta, Hymenoptera, Formicidae.
ACGAAAACAAGCAUCGUGUGCCGCUGGCUUUAUUGCAUAUUUAUUGUUUGGUAAAAGUGGCCCCUAAAGCAUUAAAUUCUACUUCCAUAUUUAGAGAAACUGGAAAAUGGCGUGUGGACAUUGUUUCGGAACAGUCCGGAGCCAAAAAUAGAAUCAACCAACCAACCAACCAUAUUUAGAGAAAUUGCAAGCAUCGAAAUAUAUAAUAUUAAAUUCAGUGUCAAAUUCACAACAAAUAUAUAUCACGUGGAAGAACUGACAAAAUACAAUAUGAAUAAAAGCAUAGAUGCUUUGUCAGAAGAGAUUGAUGAGUUGCUGCUGCGUAAGUUAGAGUUAACAGAGGAGAAAAUUCAUGGAAACAUUCAAAUGGAAAUAUUACUGAAGGAUGGUUACAUCGAGUUGGCGAAAGCAAAAUAUAUUCGUGGGAAAGAAAACAUUGGUAUUUUACAAGUUCCAAGUAAUACAGAUACCAUGCUGUCAUUGUUUGACUUAAAAACUAACGGAGCAACGGAUGAAGAUGACAAUAUUGUGCCGUGUUUUGAUAUUAGUUUAAAAAAAUCAAAUGACAAAGUGGAUGGUCCAGGGGACCCUAUAAAAUGGUUUGGUGUAUUAGUUCCACAGAAUUUAAAAAAUAGCCAGAAACGAUUCCAGGAAUCAGUUUAUCUAGCUAUUAAAAUAGCAAAUAUACAAAUGCAACUUAUUUCAGUAUUUUAUAAACUUAAAACACUAUAUAUACAGAAAAAUAAUUUACAUUGUCAAAAUAAUAUAUCAAUCUAGUGAGUCUCUUUGUGUUGUAUGGGCUUUUACAUUUUAUUUAUUGUAUAUUUAGAAAUAUUUAUUAGAGUAUGUUAAAGAAUACAUAUUGCUGUGAGCUAAAUUAUAUAUAAAUCCAGUUGUAGUUAUAUUGGGGAAACAUUUUCUAAGAAUGUAAAAAUUAAGUUAUUAAAUAACAUUAAUUUAUAUCAAUUGCUUUACCACUGUAUUGAUAAUAUGAUGAAGUAAGAAGAAUAUUAUUUGAAAUAAACUCAAUCAUUUUUAAUAUAAUUUGAAUUAUCAGUAGCAUUAUUAUUCUAUUCAAAAAAUUACAAAGGAACCAUUGUAUUUACUUGUUUAUUAUCAAUAUUGAAAGUAUUUUGCAUGUGUUACAAGAUAUAUUGAAUGUUAUGAUAUUUUUAUCAAAAUAUUCAGGAGCGUUUCCUUCGACCACUUUGAAAUAAUAUUUUUGUAUAAUACGUAGUUUUAAAUAAUUAUUUAACAUAGUAAGGCAAAGGAUUUUUUUAAACGAUCAAUGAUAUAUGGUAUAUAGUACAUAUACACGCACGCGCACGUAUACACACAGAUAAGAAAAGAAAUGUUACAUGCAUCUGUUACUUUUACUGAUGUACAUCAAUACAUUAUGUGUUAUACGUUAUCUAUUACGCAAAAAUACGUACAUGUAUACAGAUAUACAGGGUGUAUAAAAAGUACCGGGAUGGUGAAAUAUCACAAAAACUAAGCAUUUCAGAAAAAAAUUGUUUCAAACAAAAAUUGUAGAGUUUCAAAGGAUCUAUUUACCGACACUACCUCGGGUUUAACCUCGGGUGACGUCGUCAUGGUCAGGGCAAGGUUACCUUGAAUUUUUAGCGCUUCUUUAAAAUGAAAUUUUCCGCACACAGUACAUAUCAGCGGAUUAUGUUCGCUGAGAUUGAGCUUCCUCGUUUUCUCUCAUGAACCCUCUGUAAAAUUGCAAUCUAUUUUUUCUGUAAAAGCAAAAUUUUUUUUUUCAAGCAGUACAAGUAUAAAACUAACGGCGAUAAUAAUUAAUAUUCAUUCAUGUUUAAAUUUUGAAGAAAUCUCUAAAAGAAUACAAUAUAUACACACAUAACUAAGACAAGGUCAACUGUUAAAAGUUAUUUUAACCAGACGAUAAUUUCAAUUUGUAUAUAUUUUUCUAUAUUAUACCAAAUACUCUACCAAAUACGCACAGAUAAACACAGUAUAAAAACUCCAGUCUUUCAGUAUGAUUUCCUUCUUCUCAGAAAUAGUUGUAGAAGCACAUAUUGAGAAUCAAAUACGUUCUUUGACUUAUAAAAAUGUAAAAUAUCUUUUUUUCUUUCCUUUUCUUAUGUAUUUCUAUCAUGUGUGGGUAAUAAGGAACGUAGUUUAUAUAACGUUGGAGUCGUCCGCAUUCAACGACAAUUUACUUAAAUCAUUUUAAAUACGAUUGGUAACAUUUCAUACUGUGCGUUGUUAAUUCCUUAAUCUCUUCUGACAUUCUUAUAGAGAAUGUAUUGUAUGUACAUACCUAAAUCAUUUAUCUUUAAUUCCAACAGAGCUGAAUAAGCAAGUGCCAGAUUAAGAUAAAUUAAUUUAUACAAAUCAAUAUUAUGUUCCACGUUCAAUAUUUUUAAAACAUUUUCUAAAAUUUGUAUUCGCUGCUUAAGUAUUUUUAUUCGACAGAUUUUGUUAACCUCGUAAUAUGCGAAAUAUUGACACGCGCGAGAAACGUCUAGCAUAAUCGACACAUGUGUCUCUCCGGACAUUUCAGGAGUGAAAUACUCUUCAGCCUCACGAAGAUAUCCCAAUACAGUUGUGAAAACUCUACUCUAGGCAUCGUUAUAAUGUGAAAUAUAUUUAUCCGUAAAUA